UUCACUCGAGCGUAACAGUUGGCUAUUUUAAUACAAAAUGCAUAGGAUAAUCAAACCCGGAAAAUUUGCCAGGAUAUUUGCGAAAAGCCAAAGAAUUCAUCACUGCCGUCUGUGUUCCUCAGUACAAAAUGCUGUGAAGAAGUACAAAGAUGGAGAUAAAAUCCAUGGUUAUACAGUCAAAAAGGUUGUUGAGGUUCCCGAGUUAAUGCUAACCAGUGUUGUACUUCACCAUGAUAAAACAGGAGCAGAACAUUUACAUGUGGCCAGGGAUGAUAGCAAUAACGCUUUUAGUGUUAUGUUCAGAACAACACCUAUGGAUAGUACAGGUGUGCCACAUAUACUGGAACACACCACACUGUGUGGAUCAAGGAGGUUUCCUGUCCGAGAUCCUUUCUUUAAAAUGCUUAACAGAUCCUUAUCUACAUUUAUGAAUGCUAUGACAGCUAGCGAUUGGACAAUGUAUCCAUACUCCUCACAGAACCAAAAAGAUUUUGAGAAUCUGCUGUCAGUUUAUUUGGAUGCAGUGUUCUUUCCACAACUUAGAGAACUUGAUUUCAGUCAAGAAGGUUGGAGAUUAGAAAAUGAGAACCCUGAAGACAAGUCUUCACCACUGAUGUUUAAAGGAGUUGUUUAUAAUGAAAUGAAAGGGGUAUUUUCAAAUAAAGAUAACAUCUAUUGCCAAGCAGUACAAAAUGAGCUAUUACCAAAUCAUACCUAUGGAGUCAUAUCUGGUGGUGAACCUUCUAAAAUAACAGAUCUUACAUGGGAACAUUUAAAGAACUUUCAUGCAUCACAUUAUCACCCUUCAAAUUCAAGGUUUUAUACAUAUGGAAAUUUUCCAUUAGAAAAACAUCUAGAGUACAUCAAUAAUAACUAUCUACAGAAAUUUAAUAAGAUUGAUAUUGAUACUAAAGUGCCUAACGAACCAAGAUGGACAGAAAUGAGAAGAAAACACAUAACCUGUCAGCCUGACCCAAUGGCACCUGAUCCAGAAAAACAGACAACAGUGUCAGUCAGUUACUUAUUAACAGAUAUCUCUGAAACAUUUGAAUCCUUUACAUUGAGUAUUAUUGGAGCUUUACUGAUGGAUGGAGAAACUUCACCAUUUUAUCAGUCAUUACUGGUACCUAAAAUUGGUUCUGAUUAUGCACCCAUGACAGGUUACCAUGGGGAUACCAAAGAUUCAGCAUUCUCAGUUGGUCUUCAAGGAAUCAGUUCUAAUGAUGUGGAAAAAGUCACCCAGAUUAUUUCUGAUACGUUUGAUAAAGUUGUAAGUGAAGGAUUUGAACAGAAAAGAAUCGAUGCCUUGUUGCAUCAGAUAGAACUUGGAUUGAAACAUCAGAGCAGUAAUUUUGGUGUGAAAUUAACUUUAGCAAUAAGUCAUAAUUGGAACCAUGACACAGAUCCAGUAGAAAGUUUACAAAUAAAUAAAUAUGUAGAACAGUUCAGACAGAAAUUACAAGAUGAUCCACAGUUUCUACAGAAUAAAGUUAAACAGUAUUUCAAGAAUAAUAAGCAUUGCUUGUUGUCAACAAUGAGUCCUGACGAAAAAUUUGAAGAGAAAAGGAAAGAGGAAGAAUCAACAAGAUUACAAAAAAUGGUGGAGAAAUUAACAGAUGAAGAUAAGGAACAAAUUUACAAAAAAGGUCAAACACUCCUACAACAACAGAUGGAUAAAGAAGAUUUGAGUUGUCUUCCAACACUUCACAUAAAUGAAAUUGACAGAAAAAUUAUAGAGGAAAAAGCAGCUACAGUCACAUCAGGGAAAGUACCAGUACAGCUAUGUGUCCAACCUACCAAUGGUAUUACUUAUUUACAUAUGAUGUCAAACAUGAGUGAUGUACCAUCAGAUCUUAAGCCAUAUGUACCCUUGUUCUGUGAUGUCAUAACAAAAAUGGGAGCUGGUUCAAUGGAUUACAAAGAAUUAUCUCAGCAGAUAGAGCUAACCACAAGUGGUCUGGAAGCUGGUACCCAUGUCAAUCAACAUCACAGUGAUAAUUACAGUUAUGAACAGGGUGUAGAAUUUUCAUCUUACUGUUUGGACAGGAACGUUGAUAAAAUGUUAGAUCUCUGGACCAAUAUAUUUUGCAGUCCAAACUUGAAAGAUGAAGGACGUCUAAUGACCUUAGUAAUGAUGGAAGCAGCUAACCUUUCCUCCUCAAUAUCAGGUCAAGGUCAUUCAUAUGCUAUGACACACUGUAGUUCUCGUAUGAAUGCUGCUGCCCAGCUAAAGGAAGUACUAGGAGGAAUGGCUCAGGUUUCCACUAUGAAGACCUUAGCAGAAACUGAUGAAAGUGCAGUCAUCACAAUUGUAGAAAAACUUCAGAAAAUUGGUCAAUUUUUACUGAACAAAAAUAAUAUUAGGUUUGCAAUCAACAGUACAUCAGAACAAAUGUCUUCUAAUCAGAAUAAAGUGGAAACAUUCAUUGAAGGAAUACCAGGGGAUAUAAAGUCUACAGAAAAAUAUACACAGCAUGGUUAUUUUGAACCAGAAUUAGUAAAGACACAGUUUGAACUUCCAUUCUCUGUAAAUUACAUGAGUAAAGCAGUAGAAACAGUACCAUACACGCAUGAAGAUUUUCCUAUAUUGAGAGUUUUAUCCAGAAUGAUGUCAGCUAAAUAUUUACACAGAGAAAUCAGAGAGAAAGGUGGGGCAUAUGGAAGCGGUGCUGUUUGUGGUUCAGGAGUUUUUAGUUUCUACUCAUACAGGGAUCCAAACUCCAGUAAAACAUUACAAGUGUUUGACGAGGCAGUAAAGUGGGUUGUUGAAGACAAGUUUGUACCAGAGGAUGUUGAUGAAGCAAAAUUAUCAGUUUUCCAACAGACUGACAAGCCUAUAACUCCAGGUUCAGCUGGUAUGACAUUAUUUUUGUCAGGAAUUACAGAUGAGAUGAGACAGACUAUGAGAGACAGAUUAUUCCAAGUAUCAAAACAGGAUGUUAUAAAUGUAACCAAAAAGUACCUGACAGGAGACAGACCAGCGGCUGUGUCAUUUAUAGGACCAGAAAACUCUACAGUAAAGACAGAUAAUACAUGGAAAGUUAUCAAAGGAUGAUUGUCAUUGAGUUGUAAUCACCCUCUGUUUACUGGAAAUUUGUUUGACAAUGUAGAGCUUACUUGAACAUACUUUUGUGCUUUGCAUUGAAUAC
Messenger RNA from Mytilus californianus (California mussel), 3149 nucleotides. Its product is annotated as presequence protease, mitochondrial-like. The transcript is spliced from 27 exons. Gene Ontology annotation, molecular function: metal ion binding. Gene Ontology annotation, biological process: protein processing. NCBI's taxonomy places the organism in Eukaryota, Metazoa, Mollusca, Bivalvia, Mytilida, Mytilidae. The record is from RefSeq and is a predicted model, not a curated record. Bases 38 to 3055 code for a protein of 1005 amino acids. Gene Ontology annotation, cellular component: mitochondrial matrix.